Molecule: messenger RNA, 1677 nt
Organism: Penicillium maclennaniae
Lineage: Eukaryota; Fungi; Ascomycota; Eurotiomycetes; Eurotiales; Aspergillaceae
Product: pyridoxal phosphate-dependent decarboxylase family protein
Exons: 2
Coding region: 1-1677 (558 amino acids)
Biological process (GO): carboxylic acid metabolic process
Cellular component (GO): cytoplasm
Molecular function (GO): carboxy-lyase activity; pyridoxal phosphate binding
Source: RefSeq, a predicted model, not a curated record
AUGUCAAGCACUCCGCCAUCGAGCCGCGCCGAUGAGGUGCAAAAUCUUCUGAAAGCCGUCCAGGACCUUCUCAUUCCAUUCGUUCGAUCCGCGGAGGAAAAUGUUCCACAAACGAACGGCGUCAAUGGACAUGCAAAGCACGCAGGCUCAGCGCUAGUGGAAUACAAGAAACCCGAGGAGUUGCGCGAUAUCCUCCAGCUCGAGAUUCCGGAGCAAGGCAGACAACAAGAAGGCCUGAUUGAGGUCCUUCAAAAGGUCCUGAAAUACUCGGUCAACACUUGGCACCAGGGAUUCAUGGAUAAACUGUAUGCAUCGACCAAUGCGCCGGGUGUUGCAGCGGAGCUUAUUCUAGCCACCUUGAACACCAAUGUCCACGUCUACCAGGUCUCACCUGCACUGACCGUCAUUGAGAAAUAUACAGGCCAGCGGCUGGCGAAUAUGUUUGGCUUGACCGGGCCGCGAGCUGGAGGUAUUUCCGUGCAGGGUGGGUCAGCUUCGAACACCACUUCCAUUGUGAUUGCGCGCAACAAUCUCUACCCCAAGACGAAGACGAAUGGAAAUGGUGAUUACAAGUUCGUGUUGUUCACCAGUGCACAUGGCCAUUACAGCGUAGAAAAGGCGGCACAGAUGCUGGGUUUCGGUAGCAAUGCCGCCUGGGCUGUUCCUAUCGAUAAGCAGGGUCGAAUGAUUCCCUCGGAGCUGGAGAGGCUGGUACAGAAGGCUCAGAGCGAGGGUCGGACCCCGUUCUAUGUCAAUGCUACCGCAGGUACUACUGUCUUCGGCUCUUUCGACCCCUUUGAGGAUAUUUCUGCCAUUUGCCAGAAGUAUAACAUGUGGUUCCACAUCGACGGAUCCUGGGGUGGUUCAUUCGUCUUCUCGCGUCAACAGAAACACAAGUUGGCCGGUGCUGAUAAGGCAAACAGUAUUGCUAUCAACCCGCACAAGAUGAUCGGCGUUCCGGUGACUUGCUCAUACCUCUUGGCAGCAGACAUGCGCCAAUUCCAUCGCGCCAACACCCUCCCCGCAGGCUACCUCUUUCACAACGAAGACACCGCGGCCGCUGAGGACGGUAACGCAUCGGAGCUGGGAAUUGAGUCGCCAGAGGUGUGGGAUCUUGCGGAUUUGACUUUGCAGUGCGGCCGACGGGCCGAUUCUCUCAAACUCUUCCUGGGUUGGACCUACUACGGAACCGAGGGCUAUGAGCAGCAGAUCGACAAUGCGUGCGCAGUUGCCGCGCACCUGGCUACACUUGUGGAGAAUAAUCCCAACUUCAUUUUGAUUAGCGAGCACCCUCCUCCUUGUUUGCAGGUAUGCUUCUACUACGCCCCUGGCAAGGAGUAUGUCUAUCCUCGAGGUGUGGUCUCAAAUGAUACUCUCGAGGCUCAGCGCGCGAAGAACAAUAGCCAGGUUACCGCGCAGAUCACACAUGCUAUUGUUUCCAAGGGCUUCAUGAUCGACUUCGCUCCUCCCAGCUGUGACAAGGAUGCAGUUGGGAACGGCAAAUUUUUCCGCUGCGUGGUUAAUGUCUCGACCUCAAAGGAGACGGUUGAGUCUCUCGUGAGCUGCAUUGAGGAGGUUGGUCCUGCUAUUGUUGAUGCGCUGAAAUCUAGCACUCCGGUGGUCCCCCAGAGGCGUCCUGGGGAGCACGGACAUGGUCCUGUCGUGCACCGUGCAUGA